AUGAGAAGAUGGAUGGAGGAGAUGAUGAGCGAAUGGAAAAAGGAAAAGGAGGAAAUGAAGGAGAGAAUUAAAAAGGUAAAGGAGGAAUUGAAGGGGUAUAAAGAGAAGGAGAAAAGAGAGAUGGAGAUAGAGAAAGGUGAGAGAAAGAAGGAGGAGGUAGGAGGGGGAGAGAAGAAAGACAGGAGGUGGGAGGAUAUAGGAGAGAGAGUAAGGAGAAUGGAAAUAGAGGGAGAGAUGAUGAAAAGAGAAGAGAAAAAGAAAAAUAUUAUAAUAAGGGGGGUAAAGGCCAAGAAAGAGGGAUGGGAGGGAUUAAGAGAGGAAGUGGAGGAGAUAGUAAGAGAAACGGGAGCAGAGGCGAAAAUAGAGGAAAUAAAGAGAAUAGGGAAGAGAUAUAAGGAUGGAAAAGACAUGGUGAUGGUGAGAUUCGAGAACGUGAGGGAUAAAAUACAGGUAAUGAAAGGGAAGAGAAAUCUGAGGGAGAGGAGCGAGUGGAUAAAGGAUGAUCUCACGGAAAAGGAAAGAAGAGUAGAAUGGUUAAUAAGGGAGGAAGCGGAGGUGAAGAGAAGGGAAGGGUUAAAGGUGAGGGUGGGGUAUAUGAAGUUGUGGAUAGAGGGAAAGUUAUGGAGAUGGGAUGAAGAGAAGGAUAAGCUGAAAAUGGAGCAGGGAAUAGGAGAGGAGGGAGGGAGGAAGAAAAAGGGUUUUUAA
Messenger RNA from Vollenhovia emeryi, 705 nucleotides. Its product is annotated as golgin subfamily A member 6-like protein 22. NCBI's taxonomy places the organism in Eukaryota, Metazoa, Arthropoda, Insecta, Hymenoptera, Formicidae. The record is from RefSeq and is a predicted model, not a curated record. Bases 1 to 705 code for a protein of 234 amino acids. The transcript has a single exon.